This is a messenger RNA of Durotheca rogersii, 3779 nucleotides long. Its product is annotated as urease. Gene Ontology annotation, molecular function: urease activity; nickel cation binding. Bases 649 to 3168 code for a protein of 839 amino acids. Gene Ontology annotation, biological process: urea catabolic process. The record is from RefSeq and is a predicted model, not a curated record. The transcript is spliced from 5 exons. Lineage: Eukaryota; Fungi; Ascomycota; Sordariomycetes; Xylariales; Xylariaceae. Gene Ontology annotation, cellular component: urease complex.
GAAGAGGUAGGUAAGUAGGGAGCAUACGCUUUGCACGCUGUAGACCAGACUUCUUACGCCCUCCCGGCCGGCUGUCCACUAUAUUAGGUACCUAGGUAAGUAGGCAGAGCAGCAGCUGAGCGCCGACCAGCUGGUAAGCCAUGGGUAGACCUACCUACGAACCUAUAGGGGGUAGAUACGGGUAGGCAGGUAGGUAGGUACCAUGUGGGCAUAUACACGGGCAGAUAGGCAGCGGUAGCACAGGUACCUAAGGGAGAGAGGUAGGUAGAGGUAGAGGUAGGAAGUAGCUAGCCGCGUCCGGCAGCUGCUCACCCUUCCUCGUCGUGACGUACCCACCGCCCUAAUCGCAUCCCCGUUCAUCUCUACAUCAUCCUCCUGUCUCUCCGCCCCCCUCUGCUCUCUUUUCUUCACUAUCGCCGCCCACCCACCUACCCGAUUCCUCUUCCUCCGAGACCGAGCAAAGCGCCGCCGACGGGGAUAGCCAGCGCUUCGAUCCACGCCGCUGACAAGAAGAGAGGCAGAGCCGGGCUGUCAGAAACAUCCUUAUCAGCCUAGUACCGGGGACUUGUCCGCCCUUGUCCGCCCAACUCACCUAUCCCAGCCAGCUCCGUAAAUAGGUAGAUUCUCGACUUCGCCGUGUGCGACACGAUGCACCUCGUCCCCAAAGAGCUCGAUAAGCUCGUCAUCUCGCAGCUGGGCCUCCUCGCCCAGAGGAGACUCGCCCGAGGCGUCAAGCUGAACCACACCGAAGCCACCGCCCUCAUCGCCAACAACCUGCAUGAGCUAAUCCGCGAUGGCCGCCACACCGUCGCCGACCUUAUGGACCUCGGCUCCACCAUGCUGGGCCGCCGCCACGUGCUGCCCUCCGUCGUCAGCACGCUCAAGGAAAUCCAGGUAGAGGGCACUUUCCCGUCCGGCACCUACCUCGUCACCGUGCACAACCCAAUCGCUACCGACGACGGGAACCUCGAGCGCGCUCUCUACGGUAGCUUCCUGCCCGUGCCCGACCCGGCACAGUUCCCUCCGGCGGACCCCGCCGCGUACGAAUUCGCCCGCCAGCCCGGCGCCGUGACGAUCACCGUCAAGGGCGGCCGCCGCAUCGUGAUGAACGAGGGUCGCGAACGCACCCGGCUUCAGGUCACGAAUGAGGGUGACCGCCCCGUCCAAGUCGGCAGCCACUACCAUUUUAUCGAGGUGAACCCGAAGCUCAGGUUCGACCGCGGCGCCGCCUACGGCUUCCGUCUCGACAUUCCCGCCGGUACGUCGGUGCGCUUCGAACCCGGCGACACCAAAACCGUGACCCUAGUCGCAAUCGGCGGCAACCGCAUUAUCCGGGGCGGUAACGGAUUAGCCACCGGGAAGGUGGACCUGUCACGGAGAGACGCCAUCGUCGAAGCGCUGCAGAAGGCCGGCUUCGCACACGCCCCCGGGCAACCCCUAGGCGAUCUAAGCCUGAUCAGCCCAUAUACGUUGGACCGCGCCGCGUACCGCGCCAUGUUUGGCCCGACGACAGGGGAUCUGGUACGGCUGGGGGCGACGGACCUGUGGGUACGGAUCGAGCGUGACAUGACGACGUACGGCGAUGAGUGCAAGUUUGGCGGCGGCAAGACGCUGCGGGAGGGUAUGGGUCAGAUGACGGGGUGCGCCGACGCCGACAGUCUCGACAUGGUGGUGACCAACGCAGUAAUUCUCGACCACUCCGGCGUCUACAAGGCGGACAUCGGCGUCAAAGACGGCAUCAUUACUGGAAUCGGCAAAGCGGGGAACCCUGACGUGAUGGACGGCGUUACACCGGGUAUGAUCGUGGGUAGUUGCACGGAUGUCGUCGCGGGAGAGGGGAAGAUUGUCACGGCCGGCGGGUUGGAUACGCACAUCCACUUCAUCUGUCCCCAACAGGCGUACGAGUCUAUCGCCUCCGGUAUCACGACCAUGCUUGGUGGUGGCACCGGUCCUAGUGCCGGCACCAACGCAACCACCUGUAGCCCGGGGGCCAAUUACAUCCGGCAAAUGUUGCAAGCAUGCGAUGAACUGCCCGUCAACGUAGGCAUCACGGGAAAGGGGAACGACAGCGACCCACUAGCCCUACGCGAGCAGGUCAUCGCCGGUGCAUGCGGCCUCAAGCUGCAUGAGGAUUGGGGCACGACGCCGGCGGCGAUCGAUGCUUGCCUGACCGUGUGCGACGAGCUGGACGUACAGUGCCUGAUCCAUACGGACACGCUCAACGAGUCGGGGUACGUGGAGUCUACGAUUGCGGCAUUCAAAGGUCGAACCAUCCACACGUACCACACCGAGGGAGCCGGAGGUGGGCACGCGCCGGACAUCAUAAGGGUUGUCGAGCACGACAACGUCCUCCCGUCGUCGACCAACCCGACGCGGCCGUUCACCAACAACACCUUGGACGAGCACCUCGACAUGCUGAUGGUGUGCCACCACCUGAGUCGAGACAUCCCCGAGGACGUGGCAUUCGCAGAGUCGCGCAUCCGGGCCGAGACCAUCGCGGCGGAGGAUGUGCUGCACGAUCUCGGCGCCAUCUCGAUGAUGUCGUCGGAUUCGCAGGCUAUGGGGCGGUGUGGCGAGGUGGUACUUCGGACGUGGAACACGGCGCACAAGAACAAGGUCCAGCGCGGCUCGCUGCCCGAGGACGAAGGGACGGGCGCCGAUAACUUCCGGGCGCGGCGCUAUGUUGCCAAGUACACGAUUAACCCGGCCAUCGCCCAGGGCAUGGGACAUCUCGUCGGGAGCGUCGAGGUAGGGAAGCUGGCAGACCUGGUGGUCUGGGAACCGGCGUGGUUCGCGACGAAGCCGACCACGAUCAUCAAGAGCGGGCUGAUCGCCUACGCGCAAAUGGGCGACCCUAACGCCUCGAUCCCCACGGUGCAGCCGGUGAUGGCGCGGCCGAUGUUUGCGCCCCUUGUGCCGCGCUCGAGCGUGUUAUUUGUAUCGCAGGCCAGCCUGGAUAGCGGCGUGGUGGGCCGGUAUGGGCUGCGCAAGCGCGUAGAGGCGGUCCGGGGGUGCCGCACGGUAGGCAAGAAGGACAUGCGGCUCAACGACGCGACGCCGCGCAUGCAGGUCGACCCGGAGCAUUACACGGUGGCGGCGGACGGCGCGGCCUGCACGGCAGAGCCGGCGCAGACGCUGCCGCUGACGCAGGAGUGGUUUGUGUAUUAGGGCGGGACGGCGACAGGCAGAGGUGAGGCGAAAAGGAGGUCGAGGAGGAGAGGAGAGGAGAGGAGAAGAGAGGAGAGGGAGUUGGAGAGCAAAGGUACGUGCGCAGUUGCAUUAUGUUGGGUAGGUGUAGGUAUCGCGCAUCAGCCGGCCUUGGCCGACUUGGCGGCGCCGCCGGCAGGUAAUAUCGAGGCCCGCUUACGCCAUUGGUGAAGAACAGGUCUGGUCGGGUUCCCGCGCAGCGACAGGCCGCGGCACGUAGCUUCGGCACAGAGAUGCACCCAGGUUGAGCCGGCGUGCACGCAGGCCACUAGCAAAGUGACAGCGUCCCUCGGAUCGUGCGCAGAAGGGAGUGUGAUGUUUUUUUUUUUUUUCGAAGGAGACGACUGGGUGUCUAACGAUGGCGGACGCGCGAGGUAGAGAGAUGCGUGCUAGCUAGGCGUCGACCUACCUAGCCUAUAAGGACUGGAGCUCAGUAGGUACCGCAGACGCAGGUACCGGGCGCAGCGGGCGACGGGGGCGAAAUACCUACGGCGAUGUACCUGCCUCUAACUGUGCGCGCGCGGGUCCCCUAUCCUGCGUGCCCCCUACACCCUCCCCCCACAGACUCGACA